Geodia barretti is the source of this 1198-nucleotide messenger RNA. The record is from the annotation of a GenBank genome assembly. Lineage: Eukaryota; Metazoa; Porifera; Demospongiae; Tetractinellida; Geodiidae.
GACCGAAUCAAGCCAGAAGGAACAUGAGGCCAGAGGGUCUCCUCAGAGUUAUUAUACUUGCCUUGGUUGGCAUGUUUGUUCAAGGUAUAACACUGUCCUCGUCAGUGGAGUCUGAGAAUGGACAUGUAACAGUGUGUCCUGAUACCAACAUCACAUUCACCUGCUCAGACACUCUAGGCUUUGGUAUGAGAUGGUUUGCUCUACCUCUUCUCAACGAAGACAACUCUCCUGGUCUGGGACCAAACGCUCCUGAUAUUGGAGAUCCAACACCAGUGGAAUAUGUGGAUGAGUUCACUAUCACUUUACUCGACAGGCAACUGAUGAUGGGUGACAAUCGUGGCAACUAUACCUCCACUCUGGAUGUAGUGGUGAAUGAUAGAAUACAGAAUGGAACCAAUAUCAUGUGCUUUACACCUAAUGUUGCCUCUCUUCUCAUUCUAAAAAAAGAAAUACCUCCACCCCCUUCCAAUGUGAAACCAAUGACACAAAACUAUUCAAGGGAAGAGUUUACGAUACUUAUUACGUGGGAUGACCAGAAUGUUGACUCUUACAUGGUAUCAGUCAAUAGCACUACAAACUUUUUUCAAAAAACAACUACUUUCACCAAGAGGGGAGAAUAUAACCUUCUCUACAAAUUUACAGUGAAAGCUGUAAACUGUGCGGCCUUUUACAGUGAUGAAGUGACAGCUAACAUUGCUAUAGCUGGCUGUGGUCCUCCCAGUCCACCAGUGAAUGGCAGUGUUGGUGAGUGGACCAGUUCCAGAGUAGGAGCACAGGUCACCUACUCUUGUGACAUCCACCUGGUUCUGGUGGGAGAGACUGUGGCCACAUGCUCUCUCCCUUCUCUAACAUGGCUGCCUAGUAGCGAUGAUGUCACCUGUGUACAGCCAUCCAGUAUUGUAAUCCCAAGCAUUGUACCUAACCAUGUGCCGGUAACUCACAAUAACACAAGUAAGUCUAAAAAUGCAUUUUUCUGAGUUCCUGAUCAUGUUGGCUCCAACAGUUCAAAAUGACUGUGAAUGCAAGAAAAGUUCUCUGAGUACAGCAGAAGCAGUGGCCACAACAGGAGUAGUGUGUGGUGUGUGUUGCUUCACUGCUGGACUGCUACUUGGUGUUCUACUGACUCAAUGUCAUGGUCACUGUCAUAGGAAGGGGAAGAGAGGCCAGACUGAGAUACCUCCUGUUUAUGAGGACAUUC